This is a messenger RNA of Macroventuria anomochaeta, 1250 nucleotides long. RefSeq lists its product as uncharacterized. Lineage: Eukaryota; Fungi; Ascomycota; Dothideomycetes; Pleosporales; Didymellaceae. The record is from RefSeq and is a predicted model, not a curated record. The coding region runs from base 48 to 1250 and encodes 400 amino acids. The transcript is spliced from 3 exons.
CUCUUCUUCAAGGUCCAUGCGAAAGGCAACCUCCACCAGACUACAUCAUGGCGAUCCCUGACCGUGGACCCGAACUUAUCGGAGUGAACAUUGCUUUCGUGGCUACGGCUAUCAUUGCGAACGCGUUACGAUGUAUCGUUCGAGUGAAGAUGGUAAAAGCGUUUGGUGUCGAUGACUGGCUCAUGGUUGCCUCAACACUUUUCUUCAUCGGAUACAUUGUUUCCUCGACAAUAGGAGCAUACUACGGUACUGGCCGCCAUCACCGGGAUCUUGAGGACUGGCAGGUCGAGAAGGCGCGAAAGUGCUGGUUCUACUGCUACCUCUUCUACUGCUGCUCUAUGAUCUUGUCCAAGAUCUCUAUCGGUUGCUUCCUGCUACGCAUCUCUGUCAAACGUAUUCACACCUGGAUCAUCUACGCCGCCAUGUUCGUCUCAACCUUCGCCUGCACGGCUUUCUUCUUCGUCACACUCUUUCAGUGUCACCCCAUCAGGUAUUUCUGGGCGAAGAGCCUCGAGGAUGGAACUUGCAUCAACAACACCGUCAUCAUUGCUCUCGGUUUCGUUUACAGUAUCUUCAGCAUCAUUGCCGAUUUCACUUUUGCUUUGCUCCCAGCUUUUCUAGUUUGGAACCUUCAGCUGAAGAGGAGGACAAAGAUUGCCCUAAUUCCACUCCUUACCAUGGGCUGCGUUGCCAGCGCUGCCGUUAUUGCACGACUACCUUUCCUUCCAAAGCUCAACUCGCCUGACUUUCUUUGGGAUACACUCGAUAUCGCCAUCUGGUCUACGGUCGAACAAGGCCUCGCCAUUACCGCUGGUAGUCUUGCAACUCUUCGUCCUCUCUUUUCUCUUGUUAUGCACCAACUCGGUCUCUCGACGCGCCCUACUCAACCACGACCUUCAAACUACGGCCUACAGACCCCACCCGCCAGUCAGAUGCUCAGCAGCAGACGCAAAGGAAGCAAGAACGACCUCGACAUGUACAAUUUGUCCAACGUUAAAGAAACACGAAUAUCAGACGACUCUCUUGCAAAGGAUUCGAGCUUCCCCAAGUCACCGAACUGGUUCAAUGGCAAUGGACCUCAGAGCAUGACAAAGAGCCAAGUGAGGGCUGACAAUGAAAGUGAGAGGAGUUUGAGGCUCAAGAGCUCGAGAAAUAGCAGCGAAGACCAGAUGCACAUUAUGGUUUCGAGAACUUUCUGGGUCGACGAGGAGAGAGCGUCGAUAGCUUCCCGAGGGCAGGGCUUCACAUAA